Molecule: messenger RNA, 3586 nt
Organism: Hermetia illucens (black soldier fly)
Lineage: Eukaryota; Metazoa; Arthropoda; Insecta; Diptera; Stratiomyidae
Gene: Vha16-1
Product: V-type proton ATPase 16 kDa proteolipid subunit
Exons: 3
Coding region: 197-664 (155 amino acids)
Biological process (GO): proton transmembrane transport
Cellular component (GO): proton-transporting V-type ATPase, V0 domain
Molecular function (GO): proton-transporting ATPase activity, rotational mechanism
Source: RefSeq, a predicted model, not a curated record
UAUGAAGUGAAGGAGUCGAGUUAGGCCAUUUUUGACAGUGGGAACGUUCAGUUUAGUGCAGUGAGUGUGUGGAUAAAGUUGAAAGUCCAACAGAAAACCUGAAAAUUUGCAGAUAACCUGUAAAUACCACCCGCAGUCAAGGAAAAACCACAUCUUUCUUUUCGCAACCAGCUAAACACAUCAAAUAACUAUCAAAAUGACAGAUGCCAACCCAAUCUACUCUCCAUUCUUCGGCGUUAUGGGAGCCGCAUCCGCCAUUAUUUUCAGUGCACUCGGAGCUGCCUAUGGAACAGCUAAAUCAGGCACAGGUAUCGCUGCUAUGUCAGUGAUGCGACCUGAAUUGAUCAUGAAAUCCAUCAUUCCCGUAGUCAUGGCGGGUAUUAUUGCUAUUUACGGUCUGGUCAUUGCUGUCCUUAUUGCUGGUGCUGUAGACGAACCAUCUAAAUAUCCACUAUACAAGGGCUUCAUCCAUUUAGGAGCCGGUUUAGCUGUCGGUUUUUCGGGGUUAGCGGCAGGUUUCGCAAUUGGUAUUGUUGGUGAUGCUGGUGUCCGAGGUACGGCACAACAGCCGCGACUUUUCGUCGGCAUGAUUUUGAUUCUCAUUUUCGCUGAAGUAUUGGGUCUGUACGGUCUUAUCGUCGCCAUCUACCUGUACACAAAAUAAACAGCCAAAUUGUAAGAGAGUCAUUAUUAGCGCAUUGCAAACAAAAUUCAAAAAUCAUGAAAGAAAAGUAAAAAAUGUAAAACAGAGCUCAUAAGAAAAAUCAAUCAUCGUUAUCAUCUCUAAGAAUACACCAUAAAAAGAAAAAAUAUAUUUAAAACAAGCAAAAAAGUAAUCCACCACACUCUACCACCACCACCAACAGAUGCCGAUAAGAAAAGAAAAAUAUAGACUGCAUUAUUUUCGGGAAAAACUAUUUUUUGUUUAUUCUUUUUCUAAAAACAUCUAUCUCUCUUAACAGCAGCAAUCUGCAAAUGAAACCGGAUAUUAGCUAUGACUUUAGUAGAUUUCUGGUUCAAUUCUACCGAAAAUCUUUAGAUUUUUUCCUUAAUUGAUCACAUUUUUACUGAGUUUUUUAUUUCAAUAUUAUGUAAUUAAACAUAUUGUUAGUCGACAUAUUGUCGCAUGAAAUUUAUUUUAGUUUCGUUUGUAUGUAAAAUUGUGAUUAAUUGAAUAAGUGAAAGAACUUGAAAAAUGUUAGGCGAUAGUAGAAAAAGAGUAUGAACACGAUUUAUUGGAAAAGAUCAAUAAUCAACUUGAAUAUCCAAUGUUAAACAGAACGAACUGGAUUUGUUCGACGAAAACUUUCUGCCUACUCCAAAAAUAAUGCACAAACACAUGAUUUCAUGUCUAGUAGUUGGUCAUAUUACGUACUUUACAUCCACCCGACGGGGCUGGUAGCGACAGCGAUAAUGUGUCCCAAUUGGUAUAGUAACGCUUUUCGAACUGAAAAGAACAAUUAUCCAGCAACCACGAUCCUGACCUUUAUCACUGUCAUUUGCGAAAACGGGACAGCUGCAUUAUUUAAGUUCUCCCAUAGUUUUGUAACAUGGAAAUGUCCAAGUAUUUUCUUUCCUGUUUUGUUUAUUUGUUAUAUUUGUGAUAAGUUAAAAAUUUCUUCAUGUACACAUAAAAUAGACUUGUAUACUAUUCUAACUGUUCAUCUUUUGCUUGGUACUGCAAUGACCGACGAGCGCUGGAGAGAGUCUAAGUCAAUGGAAAGACCAAAACGUCCCCGAAGCGUUGAGAUGCUGCAAUGCGGAGGGGGUGUUUUCCGCUCAGUAUUCAUGACGCGCUUACUCCAGACUUGACCCGGCCAUUGUAAAAGUUUUCGGAAUAAAAUUGUGUUUUCCUUUGGAGUGUCGAAAUCCGGUAGUCCUCAGUUCAAAUUGUUACUUAGUUCUGUUCCUGGUGUCUGCUUACAUUUGAACAAUUUGAAGCUUCACAAGUAACUACGAUGCAAUCAAUGAGAAUGUGCUAGACUUUAGUGUGAUGUGAUCCGCCUGUUGCGAGGCGAGGAAUAGAUAAAACCGUAGCGUGUAUACGUAGGCGUUUUCGUGACGUAUAUAGAAUGCAAAUAUCAAUUAGGAAAAUUACUAAUAAAGAUAGCACAAUAAUAUUAUGUUUGGUCAUUUUAAUGAUAUGAUUGAUUGGAGCUUUCUAGUCUUCUCUUUGGUUUCUGCGCUGUUCUUUGUAAAGAUCGUUACGAGUUUUCCUUCCCGAAUUCAAUUCGCUUUGCAUCUUUAAUGAAUCCUAAUCUGCAGAAAUGCGCGCGACCAAAAUCGAUGUAGAUGUAGAACUCCAAAGAAUUCUCCGUUCUCAAGUAUUAUUGUUGACAUCUGUAAUGCGUAUCGUUUUAACAGAUUUAAAUUCGACUUGUAUGAUUAAACGUAAUUCACCUGUCUUCAUCGUUUCGUUUUCGCCGUGACUGCAUCUUUCCUUUGUUAAUUUUAUCAUAUUAUAUAUGUAAUUAAAUUUAAUGAAAUAAAACAUAGAAUAUUUUAGGCGAUAAGGAAAAGAACUAUAUAUAUAAUUAAAUAUAACUUAAUUCAAUAUUGUAUGUACAGAACUUUUAGAAAUUACAGAAACUAAGCAGUAACAUUGUUUCACCAAACGAAGAAACUCCCAAGUUUUCGAAUUGGUUUGUUCAUGAUAGAACCGUAUUUUCCGGCUGCUCUCUCAGCAGUUUCCGAUCCACACUUCUCGGCCGUCCUUUCGGGCUGAUUUUUGUUCCGAUUUUUCUUCGAAAGUCAAUAAUCUUGAUUUUACCCAACGCUAUUUCCGUUCGACGUUCAAUCACGCCUUGUUUUUGCUAUUCUCCUGCAUUGAAUUCCAAAUUGCGUUUUGUUCAUAUCACAACAUGUAUAGCUCUUGAACGCUUGGAAUAACAAUGAAAUACUUGUAAUUGUAUAACAACUAUUGUAAUCACUAUUCAAAUUCAACUAAUUAUCGAAUUAUAAUAGCAUUGAAAGCAAAGAAAUCAGAGGCAUUUAAAUUGUUGGUGUAAAUAUAUAUUUUAGCAAAAAUAAAUGUUUAAAUAAUCGAAUGAAUGUUGAAGCCAAAUUGUUUUGCAGUCAGCGCCUAGUUUGCAACGAUCAAUUCAAACCUCCUAUUAAAUCAUUUCAAGCGCAUAAAGUCUAAAACCAGUGCCCCGUUGUUGGCUAAAGCCGAGCUUAAUUCAAAGCAACAUCUUCAGCAUAAGAUCUUUUCGCUUGCAAAUAACACUAUCAAUUCGAGAAAUGUUUUCAAUUUUGAAACGAAAGAGCUAAGUCAAGAAGAAAUCUAAAUCUGACUCACGAAACAUCGCAGACUUUCGAAAGAAGGCGUGACAUAUUUGACAAACAAAAACCAACGUCUAGGGAAAACACAAUACCACUUUCAUAUUAUAUAAAUUAAUCUUAUAUAAUUGUAGUUCAUUAUUAUGAUUAUUGAACAAAAUGAAGAACAGAAAAAUAGUUAAAAAUUGAAAACAAAAGUGAAAUAUAUUUAAAAAGUAAACAUUAUUUAAAACAACAACAACAAAUCGUGUAAGAUUGUCAGGGGUUGAUUAAACAUGAAAUAAAAAAACAAUUUGUACAUUCCAAA